AUGAACACUACGGAAAAUACUAUCUCCCCUACUAUUAAUCACCCUUCCUCCGACGACAGGAAGAAUAGUCCACCGGCCUUCUUGGACCUUGCUGACUCCGCCGCAAGGCUAGGAAGUAAUCUGCCCGACAUGUCUGCACGUGUCGAGUUGAAACGUAUGGAGCAUCAGAGGCAACGGUUGAUUCAACGCAAGCACUUCGAGGAUCAAAUGCGGGCCCUAGAGCAGCAACAAGCUCAGGAGUUGCUCAGCAUUCCUUACGAUCCUAAUGCCAAUGGCGGCAUUCAGCACCUGGCUGUUUCCGCUCCGACCACUCCUCCUCGCCUAGACGCCCAGCUCAGUGAGGGGGCUCUCAACAACGGCCGCCAAGCCCAUCCAUCAGCCGACUUGGAGUCUCUCUCGAAGGCCGUAGGAAGUGCAGCGGACAAACGGAAAUCUGUGACAUACGCUCCAUCCGUUAACCUAUCCCCUGAUUUAGCCACUGGCCCUUCCGCCAACGGGCACAGCUUUGCCCGCCCCGCCGGGGCUAAGAGUAUGCCUGCGAGCAGGCGCACUUCUGCUAGUAGCCACGACGAUGAGCUCGCUAUCCAUAUUCAAGGAUUGUCUAUGACCGGCGAUCGAUCGAACCGUGCCUCUCCGGUCCCAGCUCCUGUUUCGGCAUCAAUUUUACUCAGAGGGAAUGGACGUUAUGGAGGUGAUGAGGGAGCACGGUAUGCGAGCACGUAUAACGCUGGGAUGAUGUUGGAUGAGCAGUUGGAUCAGGAGAUGCACAAUGCUAUGAGAAAUCUUCCUACUUCGGACGACGACAAGUAUCACAACUCUUUCCCGAACAAGAUAUCGACGGCUUCUGCUGCUUUGGAUUUAGCCCAUAUUCCCCAGACCUCUCCCCGGACGCAUUUCGCCAAUAGGAUCUUGGACACUCGAGAGAAGUCAUCGGAAUGGCCCCAGUUCGCAAGCAACCCCCGUGGUCCAGAAGGCGCAGGCGCGAGGACAGAGCGUCGUACAGUGACCAACCCCAACUUAACUCUAUCUGGCCCCCACGAUGACAUCGCCAGCAAGAUUCUUGUUGGCGCUGGCUCGGCGUCAGGGACCCCUCUACUCCCUCAAGGACCAGCUCCUACUUCUCGACGAGGGUCGCCUCACAGCCUUCUCGAUGCCCUUGGUAGCGCGACGCGCUCGGUGCCUGCGACACCUCUGGGGAUGCCAACAACUGCUUCCCAUCUGCUCAAGACUCCUGGUACACCUCAUACCCCGGAUCUUCAAACCCUCAACGGUCGUAUUGCUACCCCGAAUCUCAUCUCCGACGGUUCUGUCAGCGCCAACGACCUUCAAGCCUCGCUCUCUCGCAUCCCGUCCGGUCCUUACGACAACGGCUCACUGACUUACAAUUCUGUCCAGUCUGGAGCGCGUGAUGAUUACGAUUCAAUCUACGGUAUUGGCAACGGGGCAGAGAGUGCACGUUUCAACACUUACGGCUUUGAGUCUACGACUCGUGCGGCUGCACUCGGCGCUUCCACUCCUGGAGGCUUGUAUCCUUCGCAGAGCGGUACUCGAUACGGACUCGGCUUGUCAAGUCGUGCCAGCACUGAUAGCAAGAUGAACGGACUUCAUGGACCCAAGCACAAGCGUGGUGAUAUGGACCGGGAAUUCAAUCGCUUCGCAGGCACUCGUCUUGAAGACCUACAAGGCGAGAUUCCAGCCCUGUGCAAGGACCAACAUGGUUGUCGAUAUCUGCAGAAGAAGCUCGAGGAAGGUGUCCCCGAACAUCGUAACAUGAUCUUCCGUGAAACGUUCGGUCAUUUUGCGGACCUCAUGACAGAUCCCUUCGGAAACUACUUGUGCCAGAAAUUGUUGGAAUUUUCGACUGAUGAGCAACGAAAUGUCAUCUGCGAGUCCGUUGCGCAGGAUCUUGUUAACAUUUCCUUGAACAUGCAUGGAACUCGAGCUGUUCAGAAGAUGAUUGACUUUUUGUCCACGCGUCGACAGCAGGCUGAUCAUCGGUACAAUGCUCAGAUCCAUUCCAUUAUUCGCGCUCUCAGCCUGCACGUCGUGGUCCUCAUCAAAGAUUUGAACGGUAACCAUGUAAUUCAGAAAUGCUUGAACAAGCUGGCGCCGGAGGAUAAUCAAUUCAUCUACAAUGCCGUCGCGGCGAAUUGUGUCGAAGUGGCCACUCAUCGUCAUGGAUGCUGCGUGUUGCAACGCUGCAUUGAUCACGCAUCAGAGAUGCAGCGCGUGCAGCUUGUGAAUGAGAUCACGUAUAACGCGCUCACCCUUGUCCAGGAUCCUUACGGCAACUAUGUCGUGCAAUACAUCCUUGACCUCAACGAUAACCGUUUCAGUGAUGCUGUCAUCCGUCAAUUCUCAGGGAACGUAUGUGCCUUGUCUGUGCAGAAGUUCAGCUCCAACGUCAUCGAGAAGUGCAUUCGUGUGGCAGAGCACAAUACUCGGAAGUUGCUCAUCGAGGAACUCCUGAACCGCUCGCGUCUCGAAAAAUUGUUGCGGGACUCCUACGGCAAUUACUGCGUCCAGACCGCGUUGGACUACGCUGAUCCUACCCAGAGGGCGCUGUUGGUGGAGGGUAUUCGUCCUGUGCUACCUCUCAUUCGCAACACGCCGUACGGCAAGCGCAUCCAGAACAAGCUUCAACGUGAGCAAAUGGAUCACUUUGGCCCCGGCUUCGCAAACCAGCAGGCCCUCAUGGCCCUCAGCAACCAAGGGAUGGGCGCCGGACGCCACUUGCCUCAAGGGCUUGCCGGCAAUCCCUUGGCGGAAGUCUACGGCGCUUCGAACGGAUUGUACUCCAUGCCAGGGCAGGGAGGGUUCGGACAGACGCACCUGAGUACUCAGAUGCAUUCUCUCCAACCUCAGUCCAUCGACGGCUACGUUCUGCAGAGCAACUCUAGUCACAACCAGGGGUUGCAGGGGUUGCCGCAACCUCAUGGAGGGUCAUUCCCGACUGCGUCGUUUGCCAGCCUCCCAGCCUUUGGAAGUCUCGGAGGUUCGCUGAAUGAUCCUUACCAGCGCUCCGCGUUUGGGUACGGAAUGUAA
Cyclocybe aegerita is the source of this 3045-nucleotide messenger RNA. Lineage: Eukaryota; Fungi; Basidiomycota; Agaricomycetes; Agaricales; Hemipholiotaceae. The record is from the annotation of a GenBank genome assembly.